Molecule: messenger RNA, 4775 nt
Organism: Calypte anna (Anna's hummingbird)
Lineage: Eukaryota; Metazoa; Chordata; Aves; Apodiformes; Trochilidae
Gene: ACSL6
Product: acyl-CoA synthetase long chain family member 6
Exons: 21
Coding region: 331-2427 (698 amino acids)
Biological process (GO): very long-chain fatty acid metabolic process; long-chain fatty-acyl-CoA biosynthetic process; long-chain fatty acid metabolic process
Cellular component (GO): membrane; endoplasmic reticulum
Molecular function (GO): arachidonate-CoA ligase activity
Source: RefSeq, a predicted model, not a curated record
GCAGAAGGAGGAGGAGGAGGAGGAGGGAGGGAGGGAGGGAUAAAGCUCCCCCCGGUGAGAGCUGGAGCCUCCAGAGCCUCAAGGGUUACACCGGGGCACUGCUGGUGCUGUGCUAAUACAGCCUAAGCUGAUAUUAGCCAAGCUUAACUUCUUUCAGCAGUUUGCAGAUGGGAAAAGGGGGUGGGACGCCCUGAAGUCAGCAGUUCUUCAACAAGUCCGGGAGCUGCAGCAGCUCCGGCUGCCGGAGCCCCCGCCAGGAGCUGAUGCGGGCGAAGGGAGGGCGAAGAGGGGGUCCCCGAGGCUGAGUUUGCUGUUUCUUUGGUGGAGAAGAUGCAGGCUCAGGAACUCCUGCGGAGCCUGCGGCUCCCCGAGCUGGAUGACCUCAGCCAGUUUUUCCGGAACCUCCCGGCCACCGCGCUGGUGGGCAUCGGUGCCUUCGCCGCCGUCAUCGCCUACUGGUUCUCCAGCCGGCCCCGGGCUGUGAAGCCACCCUGUGACCUACAGAUGCAGUCAGAGGAGGUGGAGGGCCUGGCUGGGGCACGGAGGUCAGUGAUUGGGGACAGCCCACAGCUGCUGACACACUACUAUGAUGACGCCAGGACCAUGUAUGAGGUCUUCAGGAGGGGAUUCAGCAUCUCUGAAAACGGCCCCUGCCUGGGGUUCAGAAAGCCCAAGCAGCCCUACCAGUGGUUGUCCUACAAGGAGGUGGCUGAAAGAGCAGAAGCUCUGGGUUCAGGGCUGCUUCAGCAGGGCUGCAAGCCAUCCACCAAGCAGUUCAUUGGGGUCUUUGCACAAAACCGGCCAGAGUGGAUCAUUUCUGAGCUGGCUUGCUACACCUACUCCAUGGUGGUUGUUCCUCUCUACGACACCUUGGGGCCUGGAGCCAUCCGCUACAUCGUCAACACAGCUGACAUUUCCACAGUCAUUUGUGACAAACCUGAAAAAGCCAGAACGCUCCUGGACCACGUGGAGAGGAGAGAGAUACCAGGUCUGAGCUCCAUCAUCCUGAUGGACCCCUUUGAGAAGGAGCUGAUGGAGAGAGGGAAGCGCUGCGGGGUUCACAUCCAGACCAUGCAGGAGGUGGAGGAGUGUGGCCGUGAGAGUCGCCACGUGCCUGUGCCCCCUCGGCCAGAAGAUCUCUCAAUUGUCUGCUUCACCAGUGGCACUACAGGAAACCCCAAAGGUGCUAUGCUGACUCAUGGGAACGUGGUUGCUGAUUUCUCAGGCUUUCUGAAAGUGACAGAGAGUCAGUGGUCUCCUACUUGUGAGGAUGUACACAUUUCCUAUUUGCCUUUAGCACACAUGUUUGAGAGAAUGGUACAGUCUGUUGUGUACUGCCACGGAGGGCGGAUUGGCUUCUUCCAAGGAGAUAUUCGUCUCCUCUCUGACGACAUGAAAGCCUUGCGCCCAACCAUCUUCCCCGUCGUGCCACGGCUGCUCAACAGGAUGUAUGACAAGAUCUUCAGCCAGGCGGACACGUCCCUCAAGCGCUGGGUGCUGGAAUUUGCUGCCAGGAGGAAGAAGGCAGAAGUUAGGAAUGGGAUCAUCAGGAAUGACAGCUUGUGGGAUAAGCUUUUCUUUAAUAAAAUACAGGCAAGUCUUGGUGGCUGCGUUCGCAUGAUCGUAACCGGCGCUGCCCCGGCUUCUCCGACCGUCCUGGGCUUCCUCCGUGCUGCCCUGGGGUGCCAGAUUUAUGAAGGUUAUGGCCAAACAGAGUGCACGGCUGGAUGCACCUUUACAACCCCAGGGGACUGGACAUCAGGUCAUGUAGGAGCCCCUUUGCCCUGUAACUUAAUCAGAUUGAAGGAUGUGGAAGAGCUGAAUUAUUUUGCUGCCAAAGGAGAAGGAGAGAUAUGUGUGAAAGGACCAAAUGUUUUUAAAGGUUAUCUGAAAGAUGAAGAGAAAACUGCUGAAGCACUGGACCAGGAGGGCUGGCUCCACACUGGAGACAUUGGGAAAUGGUUACCUAACGGGACACUUAAAAUUAUUGAUCGGAAAAAGCACAUUUUUAAACUUGCUCAGGGAGAAUACAUUGCACCAGAGAAGAUAGAAAAUAUCUACAUCCGCAGUGACCCUGUUGCCCAGAUCUAUGUCCAUGGAGACAGCCUGCAGGCCUUUCUGGUGGGAAUUGUGGUGCCUGAUUCUGAAGUUAUGCCAGGCUGGGCAAAGAAAAGAGGGUUUGAUGGAACAUACUCAGAACUCUGUAAAAAUAAGGAACUGAAGCAAGCAAUAAUGGCAGACAUGGUCAGGCUGGGGAAGGAGAGUGGCCUUCAUUCCUUUGAGCAGGUCAAGGCCAUUUACAUUCACUCUGAUAUGUUCUCAGUACAGAAUGGUUUGUUGACGCCAACACUAAAGGCCAAGAGGCCAGAACUAAGAGAUUACUUCAAAAAACAAAUAGAAGAGCUCUAUUCAAGCAUCUCCAUCUGAAGCCACGGGAAGAAUGUUCUGAAUAAUGGACUUUGUAGCAAUAUUAGAAUAAUACUCAAAAGUACAGAGCCAGAAUGACACAGCUGAAAUGGAUAAGCCUCUGAAUCUUACAUCUGAGCCUUGCAUUGUUCUAGGAUUUCACCACUAACCAUAAUUUUCCUUCUUUUUGUCCAUCAGGUGUGAUACAGUUUAUUUUUUACUCUAUGUACACAGUAGGGCACUACUCAGAAGUCUGCUAAAUGGCCACAAAAUAGACAGACCUGUCAGUCUAUGACCAACUAAAUUAUGGGAACUGACCUUAUUAAUAAUAACUACAAGCAGUUCUAAUCAAAAUAGGGAAAACUUCAGGUGUGUCUGUUGACAUUUGAUUGUAUAUAACCUGACACAUUAGAAACUAAAGCUGUUGAUAAUUCAGUAAUGUGGUCUACCUCAAACAAUCAGUGAUUGAUGGUGGAAGGGUUUUCCCUGAGCUGACUCUCCCAGCUGGAUAUUGGUUUAUAUAUUAAGUGAUAGUUUUUAUACUCUCCAGGACACAAAUACCUUGAUUGGAUUUAAUCAUUAAUGACCUAACUAAAAACCAGAAUAGAAGCAGGAAGGAAUCUCCUGCUAUCCCUACUUAAUAGUUGUAUUAUUAUUAUAUGACACCUGAGGGAUUAAUAAGAUUCCCCGGAGAGGUCGGGAAGCGAUAGGAUGGAAUUCCCUCUCUUUCCUUUCCAUCCCAACUCCCUUUACCCAUGGCAUGCUGAUUUUACAUGAGGGCUUUCUUCAGCCCAGUCCACUCCUGGACACCUGAACUCCUCCAAGUGAGGAGGCUGUAAAAGCAUCUCUGGCUCUCUGGGAGUUCACCUUCAAUCCACGCGCUCCCGGUCUCUAAUUUAUUCCUUGACAUGCUGCUAAUUCCCCCUAACCCAGCUGGACUAACUCCCUUUUGGGGACAGAGCUGAGGAAAUGGAGCAUGAGGUGCCCAAGCUGGGAUUGUGGAUGGCCAGGGCUUAGCAAAGCAAGUUGGGCUGGGAGAAAGGCCAGGCUGUGGAGGGAAUCCUUCAGCUGGCUGCUUCCAAGGGGAAGAAUUGCUGCUCCAGAAAGCCCGUGGGGAUGGAUGGGUGAAAGGCUGGGAUAGGCAGUGCUGUUGCCAGGUGGCACUGGAGAUGGUUGCAGAGAAGCCUGCUGAGAAAACACCUCUGCAUCCAGACGUCUGGAAUCUCCCUUCCCAGCAUCAUCACUUCCAGCAGCCUCUCGGGAAUGGAAAAGCCAAGGAGUCUGGAUGAAACCUGAGGCUUCACAACCAGCUGCAGCCAUCAGAAAGGGGACAGAUCCCACGUGGAACAGGAACAGGCUCUGGAGCUCUCUCCUGAUACAAAGUAUGGUAGAAAACAGUGAGAAAACUGUCACGUCGAGUCGCUGGAAUACUGGGACUGUCACUGGCUUCCUUCUGCUAAACAGGGUCCUAAAUAUCUAUCUGUAUUUUAAUAGCUGCUCUUUGUUGCACCAGUGUGUACUAGCAUGGAGCUGUGCCUGCUAGAUCUUUGCUAGGACAGUGAAAGCACACUUAUUUUUCUCUCUUAAACUGGAAUCUACUGUAGACUCUUGAAGGUAAAAGUUGAAAUUUUUAAGCUAACUCAUCUCCCCCCUCCGAAAUCCCUCUGCAUGUGUCACAACGGAAUAAACAGCAUUCAUGAGUUAGCCUUCCCCAAAGACUGACUGAUUGCAGUCAUUUCAGGACAAAAGGAUACAAAGGAAGCUCUAUCAGUGAGCAGCACCACUCACAUGAAGAACACAGCCAUUGGAUUGAGCAAACGGGGAAGGAUUUGGCCGACUCCCUUCCCGCACCUCAUCCGACUCCAGUGCCCGAAGCGAGGGAGCAAUCCCUCUGCUGCCCUCCCAUGGGACUGCACAUUCCUUCUUCACCAACCUACACAGCAGCAGCAUCCCUGGGGAGUCUGUGUCUGCAGGAAUUACUGCAGGAAAUCUGGCUCUUUAGGUCAAGCCACAAAGGGUUUUCAUCCUGGGGGAGCCUCAUUCUGUGUCAGCCAGAGGACAGUCACAGCAGGCUUCAGGAAUCAUCCUGCCUGGUUUAAUGCAACAAGACUUUUAAAAGAAAUGAAAAAAAAUAACACAAGCCAUUCUUCUUUCACGGAUCUUUUUUCUGCCAGGUGAAUUUGAUUUAGUUUUCUCCUAAGAUCACUUCAGUUUACCAGACUUUUAGACACCUGCACCUCUGUAACAGCAUAAAAGAUCCCAGCGUGAGUUUAUUUAUGGCUCGAGUGUUACCUGUGUAAAGCUAAAUAAUGCAUCUUUUGGUAUUUGAUGCAAAGUGCCAGGUGCACUAGAGCCAGAGAUAUGAACAC